This is a messenger RNA of Triticum turgidum subsp. durum (durum wheat), 261 nucleotides long. NCBI's taxonomy places the organism in Eukaryota, Viridiplantae, Streptophyta, Magnoliopsida, Poales, Poaceae. The record is from the annotation of a GenBank genome assembly.
AUGGUGAGGGACACCGGCGGCGCCCUGCAGCUGCUGGCGGUGCUUCUCCUCGUCCUGGCGUCCGAGCUCGCCACCUUCAGCUGCGGCCACAGGAUCCCCAGGGCGGACGUCGCCGCCUGGAAGCGCGGGGCGACGCCGACGGGACGCACGGCGUCCACCACGACGACGACGACGGCCACUCGUGCCGGCGGCGCGGCGGCGGCGGCGCUCGGCGACUCCAAGAGGCUGGUGCCGCAGGGGCCGAACCCGCUGCACAACUAG